Mucor velutinosus is the source of this 2322-nucleotide messenger RNA. RefSeq names its product autophagy protein 5 (gene ATG5). The record is from RefSeq and is a predicted model, not a curated record. NCBI's taxonomy places the organism in Eukaryota, Fungi, Mucoromycota, Mucoromycetes, Mucorales, Mucoraceae. Gene Ontology annotation, biological process: peptide metabolic process. Gene Ontology annotation, molecular function: metalloendopeptidase activity. The coding region runs from base 1 to 2322 and encodes 773 amino acids. Gene Ontology annotation, cellular component: mitochondrion. The transcript is spliced from 3 exons.
AUGUCAAUAUCAGCUCUUAAAUCUAUGCCUCGAAUCCGCAAAAAUGUAAUUCAUCAAGCAUCUCGUUUAUUCGCUAUUCAAUCCUGCCGUUAUACUACGCUGCGUCGAGCAAAUACAGCAACCAACACUGUGGACAAUGGAAACGUCAAGAACGACCACAUACGUUCCAUCUUUGACGACAAUGCUGCCUGGAAGCGAAACUCAAUGUAUAAGGCAUCUUCUACUGUACCCGUGGGCCUGUUUGAGAACCCUCAUUUCAGCAGUGUUCAUGGCAUCGAUUUUGCUACUAAGCAAGCCAUCCAAAGAGCUCAAAUCAUUGUCGAACGUAUCUGCAACGCACCCGGUAACGGAACUGAAGAAAUGGCUAAAAUUGUCAAAAACCUGGACAGGCUAUCAGAUACACUUUGCAGCGUCAUUGACAUGGCUGAAUUCGUCCGCAAUGCUCACCCUGAUCAAGUCGUCAUGGAAGCUGCCAACAAAGCUUACGGCGAUCUAUGCUCUUACAUGAACACACUCAACACAGAUGUCCGAAUCCAUCAGGUGCUAUCAUUGGUAUUAGCAGACAAAUCCAUUGUCUCCAAAUUCACGCCUGAUGAGCAUGCAGCAGCCAUCGUCUUUUUACGAGACUUUGAGAAAUCCGGCAUCCAUUUGCCAAACCAACAAAGAGCAGAAUUUGUGGAAUUAUCAGACCAGAUCAUUCACCUAGGGAGAGAGUUUAUCCAAAUGAACCCAAGAGCCAUCAAGCAAGUCAAAAUCAAGCAUUCAGCAUUGGGUGGUGUAAGUCCAAGUGUGAUCCGAUCUGUGGUCAGCAAAGACGGUUAUGCCUAUGUCCCCACCGAUUCAACCGAGUGCCAAAUGAUAUUAAAGUAUGCUCAGAACGAGAAUGUGCGCAGACAAGUAUACGAGUCGAUGAACUCGGCAACAAAAGAGAGCAUCAUGACACUAGAACAACUCAUGAUGACUCGCUCUGAUCUGGCUACUUUGGUUGGAAGAGAGUCUUAUGCUGAUUUGCAAUUGCAAGACAAGAUGGCCAAGAACCCAAAUAACGUGGACGCUUUCCUUCGCACUUUGCUCGGCCAUCAAGAGCCUACGUUCAAGAAUGAUGUUCAUUUGCUUCAGACGACAAAGCAGCAGGACCUGCGAUCGAGCUAUCUGCCUACCGUCAAUGCAUGGGAUAGAGACUACUAUAUGCAAAUGCACAGUGCUUCACAAUCCUCACCAAGUAACAUGCCUUACUUCUCAGUGGGAUCCGUGAUUCAGGGCCUGUCCAAGCUGUUCAAGCAUCUCUACGGCGUUGAAUUUGAACACGCUUCUCUCAAAGCAGGCGAAGCGUGGCAUGAACAAGUCCGUAAACUGGAUGUCAUUUGUGAGCAAGAAGGCAAAAUUGGCACCAUCUACUGCGAUUUGUUCUCUCGUCCUGGAAAAACCACUAAUGCAGCACACUAUACCAUCCGCACUUCUCGCCGUGUAGACAACGACGACGCUGAAAACGACAUCAAGUAUGCCUUCCCUGGCCGCCAUGUAGACGUAGCCAAUUUCUUACCACCUGUACACCAACCCGCUGAAUCUGUGCGGGGCCAAGAAGGCUUAUUCCAAUUACCCGUGAUUGCAUUGACCUGUGAUUUCUCUGCCAGUGCAAAGCCAGCGUUGCUCUCCAUGUUUGAAGUAGAGACAUUGUUCCAUGAAAUGGGUCAUGCCAUGCAUUCCAUGCUGGGACGCACAGACUUCCACAAUGUCGCUGGUACGCGAUGUGCCUCCGAUUUUGUAGAGCUUCCUUCCAUUCUGAUGGAGCACUUCGUAUGGCAUCCCAAGGUGCUUCCCCUGUUUACCAAUGGCAGUGUAUCCAGCGACGCGGUGCAGGCCUUUUUAAAGCAACGUAAAAGAUUCAGCGGCAUUGAAGUGAAUAGCCAAAUUCUGAUGGCCUUGGUGGAUCAGCGGUAUCAUUCAUCCGAGGUGGACAGGCCCACAUUCUCAAGUGUUGCUGAGUGGCACCGACUGCAAGAUCAAGUCGGCCUCUUUCCCAGCGUGCCUGGCACCAUGUGGCCAGUACAAUUUGGCCAUCUGUUUGGCUAUGGCUCAAACUACUAUUCCUAUUUGUUUGAUAGAACAUUAGCAAGACGUGUCUGGGAGACAAGCUUCAACGCCAACCCCUUGGACCGAGAGAAGGGUCAAGCAUUUAGAGACAAUUUGCUCAAAUGGGGCGGUGCUCGCGAUCCAUGGCAAUGCGUUGCUGACGUGCUUGGUGGUGAAGAUGGAUCCAAGGUUGUCAAUGGAGAUGAAGAAGCAAUGAGAACUGUGGGUGAUUGGGGGAUUGACGUGUAA